This is a messenger RNA of Ficedula albicollis (Collared flycatcher), 2721 nucleotides long. RefSeq names its product peroxisomal trans-2-enoyl-CoA reductase (gene PECR). The record is from RefSeq and is a predicted model, not a curated record. Gene Ontology annotation, cellular component: peroxisome. Gene Ontology annotation, biological process: phytol metabolic process. The coding region runs from base 1 to 1278 and encodes 425 amino acids. NCBI's taxonomy places the organism in Eukaryota, Metazoa, Chordata, Aves, Passeriformes, Muscicapidae. The transcript has 9 exons. Gene Ontology annotation, molecular function: trans-2-enoyl-CoA reductase (NADPH) activity.
AUGGUAAACGCUAUCACCUCAGCCUUCACGGCCUCUUCAAACAAAGUCCGUGCCCGGAGAGAGGAGUGCCCGCCCGCGGCUCCGUGGCAGCGGUCACCAGCAUCUUCCCGUGCCCGUGACGCCCUGCGGGCUCUGCACCUCCUCGGGGAGCCCGCCCGCGCCCACGGGGAAGGUGACCCGAAGCGGAACGGAACGCCGAGGGGACCCGCGCUCGCAGGCAGACGAGCCCGCGGCUGCGGGCAGGUGGGCGCUCACUGCGGGGCUGCGGCGGCGACCCCGCGGCGCCAGCGGAGGCACCGGCCCCUGGCGGGCGCCGAGCGCUCUCUGCCCCGCGGAGUCGGAGCCGGGCGAUACCGACAGCGGACAGCCGCCCCCCUUGCCUUACCUGCCGCCCCGGUGCCGCGCUGUGCCGCGCCACAGGACCACAGCCCCCCCCCCGGCGGCACCGGCAUCGGCAAGGCCAUCGCCGCCGACCUGCUGGCGCUAGGUUGCAGUGUUGUUAUUGCCUCUCGUAAAUUUGACCGAUUAAAAGCUGCUGCAGAAGAACUGAAUAAUAGAUUUGCUUCCAUGAGUCCUGCCCAAGUGACUCCCAUAGAGUGCAAUAUCCGCAAAGAAGAGGAGGUGGAAGCUUUGGUGAAGUCUACACUGAGCCUGCAUGGGAAGAUUGACUUCCUGGUGAAUAAUGGAGGGGGCCAGUUUGCAAGUCCUUCUGAAGCCAUCCGUGCAAAAGGCUGGAAUGCUGUGAUAGACACAAAUCUGACAGGGACUUUCUAUUGUUGCAAAGCAGUGUACAAUGCCUGGAUGCAGGAACACGGAGGAGCCAUUGUCAACAUUACUGCUGCUGUGAGAAAUGGCUUUCCUGGAAUGUCGCACUCAGGAGCUGCAAGAGCUGCAGUGGAUAACCUAACCAAGACUUUAGCUUUAGAAUGGGCUCACAGUGGAGUGAGAAUCAACAGCGUUGCUCCUGGACUGGUAUUUUCAGAAACUGCUGUUGCAAACUAUGGAGAACAAGGUGUAACGAUGUGGUUAAAGAGCAUACCAAAGGUUCCUGCCAAGAGGUCGGCUGUUCCUGAGGAGAUCUCUCCUGCAGUAUGUUUCCUGCUGUCUCCCGCUGCAUCAUUCAUAACUGGGAUAACCAUGGUUGUGGAUGGUGGCCAGAGUUUGUACGGCCAUGCCCUAGAAAUACCUGAUCAUGACAGAUGGCCCUCGCCACCAGAAGGAAAAAAUUCUGAAAUGCUGAAAAAGCUUCUUUCUGGAGAGUUCAAACCAAAGCUGUAAAAGAAAGAGAUUUUACCUUGUUCCCUGUUGCACCCUUGCUGAUAAUCUCACUUUGUGAUUUGGCUUUACUAUUCUCAGUAAUAAUUUUUUUUUUGCUCAUUUAUAACUACAUUAAGUGCCUUGAUUUUGUUGGUUUAUAUUUAAAACUUUUGAAAGGCUCUGAAAACACUCACCCUGAAAACAUUCAGUCUUUUGGGAAAAGAUACAAAAGGCAAAUCCAUUUGUACAGGCGUUAAGUAAUGAAAAAUCCCAGCCAGAAGUGAAUAAAAACAAUACUUAUUUUGCAGUGAAGGUAGCCAAGAGGGAAUGUUUAGGAAUCCUUCUGUUCAUGAUGAAUUUACGGAAAAGGUAAAUCUUUCACUAUUAGUUGCAUCAGUAACCCUUGGGUAAGUGUUAGCUCUACACUCUUUCUGUUCAGCCACAUACUGAGUGUUCAACAAUGGUUUUAAAGACCAAGUACAGUAAGUAUUUCUCUGAAAAUAAAUAAAAAUAAGAUGGAACACUGUUAGUAACGUUUCAAACUAAUAUGACAUAUCAUAUUUGGAAUGCUUUUAAUUGUUUGCAGAUAUAAUGAUUUAAUAGAGUUAAGCUGGCUGCAACUUAAAAUGAUAACAGAAUAAGCAGAUAAUAAAUACAAUGACUGAAAACAGUAUAUAUUCAACAACUUAACAUGCAAAAUCUGUGUAUAUUGCACUGCUCUCUGCAGUAUGCUACACUAGUAAAGGAGAAAUUUGGAGUUCUUCAUUUGCCAGCUAAAAUACCUUUUAUCCAUACUGUGUUGUCUUACAAUGUUAACAGAAUUUUGUUCUUUACUGCCUUUAGGUUUUUUAUAACAAUGCAGAGAUGCCAUUUAAAAACUGGGAAUCUUGUAAUACAUCACUUGAAGAGGCUAUAUUUGUAAUUUUUUUAUUCACUUUAGGGCAAAUGUUCCCAUGCCUGCUAGAUUUAGUGAAAAUAUAAAAAAUAAGUAAUGGCUGUGUUUGUUUGCUGUAAAAACUGAAUUUCCUGGAAUCAAGUUGCUGCUAUAAAAGAGAACUUUUAAUACUUCAUUUUGGACUGAAUGUAAGAGUCUGAUGGUUGUUUGUUCUCUGCAAAGAUUUUUGACAUUUGUGUCUUUCAUUAAAUUAUGUGUUGUUAUAUAGGUACAUGUAGAUUGCUUUUUCAUGAAAAUUAAAUGAAUGCCAGUUUUUAUGGGGAGGAGGAGUUUGAGCCAUCAUGUGUGUUCUUUCUGCUUUAUCAUCUUCCCUUUGUAACUGGACAGUUAUUUAUGUGGCUGUGAGAAAUUGGUACAGAGAUAAAGCCAACUUUUAUCAAACUUCUUGUGCAGGGUAUAUUUUGUUUAUUGCAAAUAUUAGUUCAGAGUACUCAGCAAGAGGAUUCCUGGAAGCAAAUGCACCUGAUAGAUAACUAACUCUAGAAGUCUAGCCCAUCGCAUUCCAGUGA